Messenger RNA from Bufo gargarizans (Asiatic toad), 3376 nucleotides. It is a transcript of the gene MAFA, whose product is annotated as MAF bZIP transcription factor A. The transcript has a single exon. Gene Ontology annotation, biological process: retinal rod cell development; regulation of transcription by RNA polymerase II. Gene Ontology annotation, molecular function: RNA polymerase II cis-regulatory region sequence-specific DNA binding; DNA-binding transcription factor activity, RNA polymerase II-specific. The record is from RefSeq and is a predicted model, not a curated record. The coding region runs from base 687 to 1553 and encodes 288 amino acids. Gene Ontology annotation, cellular component: nucleus. Lineage: Eukaryota; Metazoa; Chordata; Amphibia; Anura; Bufonidae.
CCCUGCAAACAGCAAAUCAGGGGCUGGGGAGGCAGAGCAGCCGGCAAAUGCUGUCAAUAUACACAGUCCUGGGAGCAGAGCAUGCUGCAGAGCACACACAGCAUGCAAGACGGCAUGCAACACAGCAGAGCGUGCAGCUGAGUGGCCUGCGCACACGCAUUCUGCUGUGCAAACUUCAGGAGAAGCAACUUUCCUUCUAAGCAAGAGAGAGAACCUGCAGCAGCCUUCAUCUGACUGCCUGGAACCCCCAACCAGCAAAGCAGGGCAUGCAGAAGAGCUGAGACCGCUCUGCAAACUUCCCGAGAGUCAGCAAUAACCAGUAAGGACCUUGCAGCACCCCUCAUCUGAUUGUCUGGACUUUGUGACACCCCUCGUCCAAUUAUCUGAACUUUGCAGCACCCUGAUUACAUUACCUGGACUCUGCAGCACCCUGGUUUCAUUACCUGGACUCCGCAGCACCCCUAUUUGCAUUACCUGGACCCUGCAGAAACAAUUACCUCAUUGCCAGCACCCCCUGUCAGCACGAAGGGGCUGGGGGCUGUGACUGGAGUAUAUUAGCCAGCUGCUGACAGAUACCACAAGAAGGCUCAUCCUCCUGCAGGCUGUUGGGCACAGACACACCAUCUAGGGGGCGUGGAGCUCCUAAAUUGUAAGCAGUGACAGUGACAACUCUUAUAUGGACUGAGAUGGCCUCUGAUCUGGCUAUGAGCGCAGAGUUGCCUAACAGCCCUCUUGCCAUCGAGUACGUCAACGAUUUUGAUCUGAUGAAAUUUGAGGUCAAGAAGGAACCCCCAGAAGCUGAGAGGUUCUGCCACCGCCUGCCGCCCGGAUCAUUGUCUUCCACUCCUAUCAGUACCCCUUGUUCUUCGGUGCCCUCCUCGCCCAGCUUCUGCGCCCCAAGCCCUGGGGCACAACCUAACGUCAACCCCAACAACCCCAACACUGCCAAUAAACCCCAACUGGAGGACCUGUACUGGAUGUCUAAUUAUCAGCACCACAUCAACCCUGAAGCCCUCAACUUGACUCCUGAAGAUGCCGUGGAGGCUUUGAUAGGAAACCCACAUCACCACCAUCAUCAAGGCUAUGACGGCUUCAGGGGUCAGCACUACCCUGGGGAUGAGAUGGCGCCAUCGGGUCACCACCACCAGGUCCAUCAUCACCUGCACAACCACAACCACCACCACCUAAGGCUGGAAGAAAGGUUCUCCGAUGAGCAGCUGGUCAGCAUGUCCGUGAGAGAGCUUAACCGACAGCUGAGGGGCUUCAGCAAGGAAGAGGUCAUACGUCUUAAGCAGAAGCGAAGGACCUUAAAGAACAGGGGCUAUGCCCAGUCCUGCAGGUACAAAAGGGUGCAGCAGAGGCACAUCCUGGAGACGGAGAAGUGUCAGCUCCAGAGCCAAGUGGAACAACUCAAGCAAGAGGUGUCUCGACUGGCCAAGGAGAGGGAUCUAUACAAAGACAAAUAUGAGAAGCUGGCCAGCAGAAGCUUCACAGCCAGAGAGUCCCCGCAACAGACCAACCCUGGCAAAGGCUCUGCAGACUUCUUCAUGUGAACUUUGUGCCCCCACCCUGACCUCCCAGACCCCCUGUACAUAGAGGUAAAGAACUUGUAGCCAAAUACAGUAAAUUCUACAUUAUUUAUCGACUGUAUGCAGCACCGCAUUUACUCCACCACCACCUUAUAUUGGGACAGAUCGAAGUCUUAGAGAGAUUUCCGAGCUCCUCGUCACAAAGUGACCGCUCACAUCUUACACUGAUUUGUAUAUAGGACAGAACCGAGAUGGACAGGUUUUUUUUUUUAGGCUGGAGGGGGUGAGUUAUGUCCCCUCUAUCACUGGACUGCUUUUUGAGCCAGAACUGAAGUCUUAAUUUUUUGUUGUUGUUGUUGUGCGUCACACCCAAGUCCGAAACCGUGAAGAGCAAUACCAGAACAUCAUCGAUGAAGAUCCCACCGCAACGCUUAAGGCCCGGGAACGUCCCAACCUGUGAGACGCCACUGAAGGAACUCAACCAAAACGGCAAUUUCUAAGGGUAUUCAUACAAAAAAAACUUGACUUUUUAGCAAAAUCCUGCAUGCAGGUCAUGUAUGGCAAUGUGAGGUCCCCUUUUCUACUAGACAAGGAUGCAUGACAAUGUAGAUUGUACCAUUCGUUUGUCUUUCUUUUCUCCUCAGCUUGUUUACUUCUGGGUUCACAAACCUUUUCUGUUUUUUUUUUGUUUAGUUGUUUUUUCCUUCUGGGAAAACUGUGCAUCUUGUAAGUGAUCCAGACACUCGAAAGUCUUAACUCCCUUCCUUGGACUCAUAAUCUUAAAAUGCCAGUCAGGAAACAAGAAAUACUUUAAAAAAACAAAAACAUUGUGGGACAAAAAUGUCAAAAAUUUCACUAAAGAUUUCUUAAGACUUAAAAAAAAAAAAAAAGUUGGGAUGAGCGUAUGAACAGUUUUUACACCCAUACUCCCCUUUCCCUUGUCUAUAUUUUAUUAUUUAAAUCGAACCUGAGCCAGACAGAGUAUAUUAUUAUUAUGAUUAUUUAAGGUGUCCACUUGUACAGAAUUGUAGAAUUUAGUUUGUUUUAUGCCUUUUUUCUCUCUUCUGAGCCUAUAUUUUGCUUGUUGAUUUCAAUGACUUAAAAUGAAAAAAAAAUAUGAAAACAUAAAAGUCUUAAGAAAAGUUUGUAUGUAAUUAGCAUGCAAAUAAUAUUUAAAUGAAUAAGUCAAUUAACGUGGAUGAGUUGAAAGCUUAAUGCACUAUAUAGAGGAAUCAACGGGAGACGUGGUAUGGUUGUUUUAUAGAGAUUUACAUAAAUGAUCAGUCAUAAUCGUACAUUCUAAGACACCCUCUUGGGGAGAUAGAGUAAUAUAUUCAUGAAAUAUUGGGGCUGCUUUUUAUUCUAUGCACCGGUCUUAUUUAUAAAAAAUAAUAAUAAUUAUAAUAAAAAAAAUAUGACCCUUGGGAAACAAAUGUUAUUUAAAUUCUUUAUGCGAAUGUGAAAUAUUUCUGCAAAGAAAAAAAAAAGAAAAUAGAAAAAAAAAAUCAAAAAUAAAAAUUAAUUUUCAAAAACGAUGCUUAAUGUCAAAGUGUAACAAAGAAAAAAAAACAAGUGUCCUGAAUCAGCAGCUUGAGAGGUUGGUGAUAUUUUUAGGAAUUCCUGAUGGAUAUUGAGCCAUGAAUUGUAAAUCUUGAGGUCUGAGUUUUGACAACUUGGAGUUUUUUAAUGUUUCAUCUUUAAAGAAAAAAACUAUUAAAAAAAAAUUCAUUUAGCGAAGUCCAUUUGUUUUGUAUAUCCUGCUCUCAACAACAAAAAAACCUUGUGGAAAGGUUUAGAAAUAAAAAAAAUAAUAAUAUAUUGAAAUAAAGAAAAAUAUUAAAGGUAAA